This is a messenger RNA of Salvelinus sp. IW2-2015, 1403 nucleotides long. Its product is annotated as inaD-like protein. The record is from RefSeq and is a predicted model, not a curated record. Gene Ontology annotation, molecular function: protein binding. NCBI's taxonomy places the organism in Eukaryota, Metazoa, Chordata, Actinopteri, Salmoniformes, Salmonidae. Gene Ontology annotation, cellular component: bicellular tight junction; plasma membrane; apical part of cell. Gene Ontology annotation, biological process: regulation of microtubule cytoskeleton organization; tight junction assembly; microtubule organizing center organization.
GUUUUUAAAGCGACACCUCUGUCUGAGUAUCAUCCAAAACCAAAACCUUGUGAAUUCGUACCAGCUGCAUCACAAAGAUACUCUGAGACCGAGUUAGGACAAUGUAUGAAAAUGUUCCAACAGUCUCCACAGUGGAGCGCCAGCAGAUAUUGCAGGCUUUGGAGCGGCUGCAGGCCAAGAUGGCCCAGAGGGAGGAGUGGACCCACAGUGAGAGGCUGGGGGUGCUGAGGGAUGCUCUACAGAGCCCACUGCUAGGACACAUCCUCACGCUGCAGCAUUCAAUCAAACAACUCAAAGACCAGCUGAACUGCAUGCCUCCAGACACCUGCAGUGAUUUCAGCUUCUCUAGGAAGGGCCAGCUGAUUGUCAGUGCCAGCCGCCCAGCCAGCACGUCCGGCCCCGGCUCUGUGUUGUCCAACGGCUCGGCCCUUGCCUCCCCCGACCAGCUCCAGGGAUGGUUCUGCACCUCCGCUAAGGGGAGGCAGACAGAGCACAUCAGCCUGCCCAAGCCCUUGUCUGGGGGCCUGGGCUUCAGUGUGGUGGGCCUAAGGGCUGAAGGGACAGGGGGCCACGGGGUCUUCAUCAGACAGGUCCAGCCUAGGAGCAUCGCAUACUGGGAUGGGCGCAUACAGGAGAAUGACCAGAUCCUGGUGAUCAACGGGACGCCCCUGGACCAGAGUGUCACCCAGCAUCAGGCCAUCGCUCUCCUGCAGCAGCCUGGGGACAGGGUGGAUCUAGUGGUGGCCAGGGACCCUGCCACCAUCACACAGCAUACAAACACCCCCCCGCCCCCACUCCCGCCUGGGCCCAGUCACAAGGAGCAGUGGGGCCACAUGGAGGAGAUGGAGCUGCUGAACGACGGCUCGGGCCUGGGCUUUGGGAUUGUUGGAGGCAAGGCUACUGGGGUGGUGGUGAGGACUCUGGUUCCAAACAGUGUGGCUGACAAGGAUGGGCGCCUGCGUACAGGUGACCACAUCCUGCGUAUUGGUGAGACCCCCACAGGUGGCCUGACCAGCGACCAGGUGGUCAAGGUGCUGCAGGGCUGCGGGAGCCACGUGCGCAUGCUCAUCGCCCGUGACCCCUCGGGACAGCACUCCACCUCCCCGCCACCCCCUCCCCCGCCCGCCACCAGCCCCGUCUCUGCCUUACCCGCUGGAGUCGAACCCCAGAGCAGGGUCAGCAGGACGCCCAACCUGGAGGGUUAUGAGAUCCAUGAAGUGCCUCUGAGGAAGAAGGAGGGCCAGAGCCUGGGGAUCACCAUCAUCGAAUACAACUCCUUAACCUGCGAAGACGCGGUCGGCGUGUUUGUGAAGAACGUGGUUCCUGGGAGUGCCGCUGAGCAGAGCGGAAACAUCCGGAUCUAUGACAGGAUCAUAGAGGUGAGACCAUUAAUCAGCUUUUAA